Messenger RNA from Trichoderma virens Gv29-8, 1719 nucleotides. RefSeq lists its product as uncharacterized. Gene Ontology annotation, molecular function: protein binding. Bases 1 to 1719 code for a protein of 572 amino acids. Lineage: Eukaryota; Fungi; Ascomycota; Sordariomycetes; Hypocreales; Hypocreaceae. The record is from RefSeq and is a predicted model, not a curated record. Gene Ontology annotation, cellular component: intracellular anatomical structure. The transcript has a single exon.
AUGGAAGAAGCGUCAGAGAAGGAGGCCUGUCGAACGGCCAGCGACAGACCGCAUCUGGACGCCGACUACUACGACCUCGGCGACCUGCAUCGCACCGUUUCCACCACCAACCCAAUCGCCCAAACCUGGUUCAACCGAGGUCUCGUCUGGUGCUACGGCUUCAACCACGAAGAGGCGGCAAAAUGCUUCGAGCGGGCCAUUGCCCACGAUCCCGCCUGUGCCAUGGCCUACUGGGGCCUCGCCUAUGCCUUGGGGCCCAACUACAACAAGCCCUGGGAUCUGUUUGGCAGGAGAGAGAUUCAGAACACGGCGGAUCGGACGCAUCGAGCGAUUGAAAAGGCCAAGGCGUGCUCCGAAUCUGCCACUCCCGUUGAGAGGGCGCUUAUAGACGCUCUUCGCUAUAGAUACCCAAGGUCGAAUGCCCCAACCAAGACGGACCGCCCCAUAUGGAAUCGAGAAUACGCCGAUGCAAUGAGCGCCGUCUCGGCCCAGUUCCCAGAUGACCUGGACGUUGCCACUCUAUACGCCGAUUCCAUGAUGAAUCUCACCCCCUGGGCCCUCUGGGAUAUCAAGACAGGCAAUCCAGCUCCAGAAGCUCGCACGCUCGAGGUAAAACAGACACUCGAGCACGGCAUGUCUCUCGAGGGCGGUAACCGACACCCAGGUCUUCUGCAUCUCUACAUUCACCUCAUGGAAAUGUCAAAUACCCCAGAGGCCGCCAUGCCCGCAGCCGACCAGCUUCGCGGCCUGGUUCCUGAUUCAGGCCACCUGAACCACAUGCCGAGCCACCUCGACAUCCUCGUGGGAGACUACGCCAGAGCCGUCGUCGCCAACUCCGAUGCUGUCCACGCCGACGAAAAGUUUCUCAAGCGCGAAGGUCCCAUGAACUUUUACACUCUGUACCGAAGCCACGACUAUCAUUUCCGCCUGUACUCGGCCAUGUUCGCCGCUCAGUCCAAGAUUGCUCUCGAGACUGUCGAGCAGCUCGAGGCAAGCUUCUCCGAUGAACUCCUCCGCGUCGAGACUCCUCCCAUGGCAGACUGGCUUGAAGCUUUCCUCGCCAUGCGUGUUCACGUCCUCAUCCGCUUUGGCCGCUGGAAAGACAUUCUCGCGCUGAAACUGCCCGAAGACCAAGACCUCUACUGCGUCACCACGGCACUGACGUACUACGCAAGGGGCAUGGCACUGGCAGCCUUGGGACAAGUCGACGAAGCCCGCCAACAGCGCCAGCUCUUCACCGAAUCCGUCCCCCGCGUCAAGCCCACCCGCACCCUCUUCAACAACAAAUGCAUCGACAUUCUCUGCGUCGCCGAAGCCAUGCUCGACGGCGAAAUCGAGUACCGCUCGGCCAACUACCCCGCCGCCUUUGCCCACCUCCGCGAAUCAAUCUCCCGCUACGACGGUCUCCCCUUUGACGAACCGUGGGGAUGGAUGCAGCCCGCGCGACAUGCUUACGGUGCACUCCUGCUUGAGCAAGGCCAUGUUAGUGAAGCAUUGAGCAUAUACAGUGCAGACCUGGGUAUCGACGAAUCUUUACCCCGAGUUCAUCGCCAUCCGAACAAUGUCUGGGCGCUGCACGGCUAUCACGAGUGUUUGGUUAAGCUGGGCAGGACAGAGGAGGCGAAGAAGGUGGAGGGCCCGCUGAAGAAGGCCAUGGCUGUGGCGGACGUGCCCAUUACAUCGUCGUGCUUUUGUAGAUUGAUGACGGCCAAGAUAUGA